AUUUUAUGACGUCGUGCUGCGCAGCGCGACUAUUUUCGUUCGUGAUAGGCAGUCGACAUUUUGUUUUGAUUUUGUGACGCAAGCUAUAAUUGAAACUAUUGAAAAUGCCACUAAACGCUGCAGGGUGGACAACCGAAGAGGACGAAAAACUUAUCGAAUUAGUGCAACCACAUGGACAUUUGUAUUGUUGGCUAGAUCCAUCAAGGAAGAAUAUCUUAAUACGAGAAAGAACCUGGCAAGAAAUAGCGAAAGAAUUAUUUAAACCAGUUGAAGAAUGUAGGAAAAGAUGGCGAGGUCUUCGAGAUGGGUACACAAGAAACAAAAGGAUGGGUGCCAUACAUAAAUCCAAGGUGCCGAUAUUUGAAAAACUGCAAUUUCUGGACAGCAUGCCUUUGGACGCUAUACCACUAGAGGUGGAUUGUACUGAACAGGACAAAAAUGACAUACUGGAGGCGGAUGAUCAAAUACAUGAAGAACAGGUUAUCACCGAACAGAAUAAUGUUAUAACUGAUAACCAGGAGUACUAUGAAAUUACUCUCGUUGAUGGACCGCACCAAGAGACUGAUUUGAAACCACAAAUAAUAAAAAUUGUGCCAAAGAAAAUUAAACUCGAAAGCAGUCAAUUAGAAGAGGCUCCGCCUAAAAAAGUUGGCAGAAAGAAUGCGGGGAGAAAAAAAUCUGUUCCACUGCCAAGAAAUAUACCUCCUAUAAAGAUAUUACCUAAACCUAUUGUAAUGAACGAGCCUAGAAUUAUAAAAUGCAUAGACGAUACAAAAACUUCAGAGCAGAGAUCACAAGUCAUAGACAAGUUAAUCGAAAAAGUAUUAAAAGAAAACACUAAUGAGAUUGAUGUAUUCUUCCGGAGUAUGGCCGCUAGCGUUAAGAAAUUACAACCUAAUUUAAUUCCUAAAGUAAAGAUGGAAGUAUGCAAUGUAAUUGCUAAAUACGAAAUGCAAAGCUUUGAUAAGAACAUUCAAAAUCUUUGAAUUCUUAUAUCGAUACAUUAUUUUAAAUAAUAAAAUUUUGUCAUUUAGUUAUUAUGUGAUAUGUUUAUCAUACAAAGUAUGUAAAUAUAAUAGAUUAUCGAUUAUAUCUCUAAUUAUAAUUAAUAUUCUUUAUCGAUUAAAAUAUCAACCAAAGAUAAAAGAAAAUAUUACACACUGCCAUCUUAAAAGCUAAAUGAAUUAUUUACCAUAUAACAAGAAUAUUAUACAUUUUCAAAUGUUUCUCUGCCUAAUAUUGUUUUAUAACAAAU
This is a messenger RNA of Nymphalis io (European peacock), 1255 nucleotides long. RefSeq lists its product as uncharacterized. The coding region runs from base 105 to 986 and encodes 293 amino acids. Gene Ontology annotation, biological process: regulation of transcription by RNA polymerase II. Gene Ontology annotation, cellular component: transcription regulator complex; nucleus. The record is from RefSeq and is a predicted model, not a curated record. The transcript is spliced from 3 exons. NCBI's taxonomy places the organism in Eukaryota, Metazoa, Arthropoda, Insecta, Lepidoptera, Nymphalidae.